Messenger RNA from Lodderomyces margitis, 987 nucleotides. RefSeq lists its product as uncharacterized. The record is from RefSeq and is a predicted model, not a curated record. Bases 1 to 987 code for a protein of 328 amino acids. The transcript has a single exon. Lineage: Eukaryota; Fungi; Ascomycota; Pichiomycetes; Serinales; Debaryomycetaceae.
AUGAAAUUGAUUACGACGCUCGGGUUUAAUCUACCAUUAGCAGCAACUAGAACCUGGCUCUAUUUCACAUCGACAGUGGUUGCAUUAAUCCUUCUUGUACCAUCAUCCAUCAUUGGCUACUAUGUAUACUACACCACAUUGAUUCCCGAGACGUACUCACCGUCAAUCCCAUUAGAUUUCAUCACUACUAAAAUUGUUACUCCUGUCAAAACAUCACAAUUUGGGCACAGUUAUCGACCAGACAGGUUUGUAUAUUUAUCAAGUCCAGUUGAUCCGCAAUCAAUAACCCAGGAUUCUGUAUUCACUUUUGAUAAGGAUUCCAUCUACACUUUUAAGCUCAACUUGGACCUAUAUUGCGACCAUCAAUUUGCUUACGAUACCAGUAUUCAUACAGUUUAUUAUAGCUUACAACUGAAUGUCAAACCCAUGACAUUUAACAAGGAUGCAGAUCGAUGGGACUAUGGAAGCGACGAGCCAGUAUUCAAACAUGGAUCAUUCAUAUUGGAUUGUGAUCCGAAUUUGUCCUUUGGACUCCGCAAUCAAUUUGUGCCAUUGGCAUUACGAAAUUGGGUUCCAUCCUUUUUGAUUGAUUAUCGCAAAUCUCGCGCUGUUGAAAUCGAUGCUUUUGAUAUCCUAGGUUCAGGAUUAUUCACCAAUGAUAAGUUGGCUGCUGUGACCAACAACAACGACGACCAUACUGCCAAUGGAAACAAUCCACCUCCAUCUUCAUUCAGUUUAAUCCUACAAUCACCAGAAGAUACAUCACGCUCCAACCAACGAGUCUUUACCAUUGAUCGCAGUUCUAGUUUUGCUCAAUUUCAAUUGAAAUUGACGGGGUUUAGAUACUUUAUGGCGAAAUAUUUCUUUACGUUUUAUUUCAUUGGUAGUUUAAUAUUUUAUGUCAUUUGUUGCUUUGUUACAUUUGUUACCGGAUAUGGGAUUUUAUUCACUAGAUCUAGGCCAGUUGGGGCUGCUAAAAGGAGGUAG